AUGCUGACAAGAGACUUGGUGGCAGACGCAACGAGCGCUGGAGGCUGUCGUUGGAACGUCAGUCUUGACGGCCUAGCAUUCCCCGACUGGUACGACCCGACGCUGAGCCCCGUCUACUUUUUCCGAAUGCUACUGGCUGGGACCACUGGCGGCGGUACAACAUCCCAUUACUUCAACAUUACUGAGGCUGCCGUCUCAGCAACCACUACAUCAUCAUCUGCGGUCACAUCGCCGACUGCGUCUUCCACAUCGGCGUCGGCCUCGACACCGGCUCCCCUUAAAGACGAGGGAAAGGGGCUGUCUGGUGGGACUAUAGCAGGUAUUGCGAUUAGAGCGACGCUAGGGACUCUCGCCGUGGGCUGUCUGGUGGGAUGGAUGACCUGGAAGCAGAUGCGAAAUAGGAAGCAGGCGUUGGCCCGCCAGAGCGAGAAGUCGGCAAGUCAACGGAACAACACAUCCCAUUCAGUGAGAUCAUUACUUGAUGCUGUAUAG
Colletotrichum aenigma is the source of this 492-nucleotide messenger RNA. RefSeq lists its product as uncharacterized. The transcript has a single exon. Bases 1 to 492 code for a protein of 163 amino acids. The record is from RefSeq and is a predicted model, not a curated record. NCBI's taxonomy places the organism in Eukaryota, Fungi, Ascomycota, Sordariomycetes, Glomerellales, Glomerellaceae.